Molecule: messenger RNA, 1406 nt
Organism: Seriola dumerili (greater amberjack)
Lineage: Eukaryota; Metazoa; Chordata; Actinopteri; Carangiformes; Carangidae
Exons: 3
Coding region: 96-770 (224 amino acids)
Molecular function (GO): monoatomic cation channel activity
Source: RefSeq, a predicted model, not a curated record
CUGAACUGAGCAGCUGAGAACGAGCGUCGCUGAGGACGUCAAGUAUUUUAGUUGAAACUUAUUUUAUGAGAGAGAAAAAUACAUAAGAAUUGAAUAUGUCACUGAAAAGCAUCAGCUCUAGACUGAGGAGUCUAAUGGAAAAGAGCCCUCUUGGAUCAAAUACUGUUUUUGGUUUCAUCCUCAUUGGCUUGGAGAAGUUACUGGAGAUGGAGUUUGCAUGUCCUUGUGAUUCCAACCGCAAUGUUCGACUUGUGGUUUCAUUAUUCAUUAAUCCUGCCUUACUGGCCUUUGUGCUGAUGAUAAGAAUCCAGGGAUGUAAGUGUGAGGGUAAAACAUCUUGGAAACAGUGGAUAAAACUUGUGCUUUCCAGCCUUGUUCCCCCCUUUUUGUGGUGGAUCCUCCUGCUUUUGGAUGGCCAGUACAUUGCCUGUGCAAAGUCAUCCCAGUCAGGAAGGUUUGUAGUGGUGGACAAUGCUUCUCGACAGAAAUUGUGCACACCGUACAACGGCAACUCAUCACAAGAGUUGAUCAACACCCAGAAAACCUAUGCCCAUUCUCAGGAAGCUGGAAUGUGGGCUAUGAUCUCUAUCACCAUAAUAUCAGUUAUAUUAAUGUUAAUCGAACCUUGCAACAAGACCCAGGGAAACGUACCCCCUCAAGAGAACCAACGUCAGGAUCUUGAAGCUUCAAAAAAUGAGGACAACAGUGGUUCUUUGAUCAGUGCCUCUCCUUCUGGUGGCCUUCAACUUGGACAAAUUGCAGAACAGUAGGCCUUCUAGAAAACAAAACAGAUACAACUUCAAAAAUGGACGAGGCUGGAGGAUUUGAUCUGAUCAUACGAUCAAAAGUAAAAAUCAUGGCUAAACCUUUGAAUAACUUUUGAUUGGCAGUUUCACAUGGUCAUGUUGAUGGCAGUAAGUCAUUGGGCUGUUAUGGUAAAAUAAAAUAAACAUUGUGUCUCCAAGCAUGUCUAAGUAUGGCUAAUUCAUAUGUCAGGCUGCAUAACGCAAACCAUACUUCCAUAUGUGUUAAUAUUGUAUAAAUAAACUUUAUUGUUUAAAUAAACAAAUAUAUUGUGUAACUAAAUAAGUUCUGGAAUGAGAGAGCUACACCACGUGGCUGUUAAUUAAGAAGACAUGUUUUGUUUUGAGCUUUUCAGGAUUCAGAAUGAAGUUUAGCUCUUUAAUAGCUGCUUUCACAACAAACUAAAAUAGUAGAAUUGUAAAGAUGAUUUCUGUAUCUGUCUCAUUUUGUAAACUAUGCUUAACUCCAUGCAAAAACUGUCAAUAUAAAGUUUCCUGUAACCAGUCUGAGUAAAUGUUUUGUAUUACAUUGUUUUAUCAGCCAGUUGUUGUUGACAUUUUUGACAUAUUUGUAUGUAUUUCUCUCAUCUUAUUUUAAGUUCU